GUCGGGUCUCCUCCGUCGCUGGUGCUUCGCAGACGCCGCGGGGACUCGCCCUCAUGUCCGUUUCGGAAGAGCCCGACGGGGCGGGCGUGGCCCGGCCCCACUAUGGCUCUGUUCUGGAUAACGAACGGAUGACAGCCGAAGAGAUGGAUGAAAGGCGGCGUCAGAAUGUGGCCUAUGAAUAUCUGUGCCACCUGGAGGAAGCCAAAAGGUGGAUGGAGGCCUGCCUUAACGAGGAUCUGCCCCCCACGACCGAGCUGGAGGAGGGGCUCAGGAAUGGGGUCUACUUGGCAAAACUUGGAAACUUCUUCUCUCCCAAAGUGGUGUCGCUCAAGAAGAUCUAUGACCGAGAGCAAACGAGAUAUAAGGCCACAGGCCUCCACUUCCGGCAUACAGACAAUGUGAUCCAGUGGCUGAAUGCCAUGGCUGAAAUCGGGCUUCCCAAGAUUUUUUACCCAGAAACCACAGACAUCUAUGAUCGCAAGAACAUGCCUCGUUGCAUUUACUGUAUCCAUGCACUCAGUCUGUACCUUUUCAAGUUGGGAUUGGCCCCACAGAUCCAGGACCUGUACGGCAAAGUGGAUUUCACAGAGGAAGAAAUCAGCAACAUGAGGCUUGAGCUGGAAAAAUAUGGGAUCCAGAUGCCGGCAUUCAGCAAGAUUGGUGGGAUUCUGGCCAAUGAGCUCUCUGUGGAUGAAGCCGCAUUGCAUGCAGCUGUCAUUGCCAUCAACGAUGCUGUUGAGCGCCAGAUUCCGGCUGAGACUUUUGCCGCUAUGAGGAACCCCAAUGCUAUGCUGGUGAACCUGGAGGAGACCCUGGCCCCAGACUACCAGGGCACUCUGUACCAAGCCAAGCAGGAGAAGACUGCAAACGCCCGAAACAGGAUUGCCUCUGAAGAUGCGGAAAGAGAACGGGACGUGUAUGAAGAGCUCCUGACACAAGCGGAGAUCCAGGGCAACAUCAACAAAGUUAAUACACUUUCAGCCCUGUCAAAGGUGGACCUGGCUCUGAACCGAGGAGAUGCGGCUGCUCUGUUCCAGGCCUUGGCAUCAGCCGCUCUGGGCCUUCGGGGGCUGCAGCGUGAAAACAGCGACUGGUAUUUCAAGCAGCUUCUGCGAGAGAAGCAACAGAGGCAGGAGGCUGGCAGAGAAGGGUCCCUUCAGAAGGAGGAGCUGCAGGCAGGGGUGGACGUGGCCAACAGUACCGCCCAGCAGUACCAGCAAAGACUGACCGCCGUGGGGAGGAUCAACGUGGCCAUCCGUGGCGGCUUGGCCGAGAAGACGGUGGUGGAGCUGAUGAAUCCGGAGGCUCAGCUGCCCCCGGUGUACCCGUUUGCUGCCGAGCUGUACCAGAAGGAGCUGGCCACGCUCCAGCAGCAGAGCCCGGAGGGCAACCUCACGCACCCGGAGCUGUCAGUGGCCGUGGAGAUGCUCUCCUCCGUCGCCCUGAUCAACCGGGCCCUGGACUCUGGCGAUGUGAACAUGGUCUGGAAGCAGCUGAGCAGCCCCGUGACGGGCCUGACCAACGUCGAGGAUGAAAAUUCCCAGAGGUACCUUGAUGAACUGCUGAAGCUGAAGGCUCAGGUGCAGGCUGAAGGGGUUGAGUUCGUCACUUGGAAUGACAUACAGUCCUGUGUGGACCGCGUGAACAUCGUGGUCCAGGAGGAACAUGAGAGGAUUGUGGCCAUUGGGCUCAUCAAUGAGGCUUUGGAUGAAGGAGAUCCGAAGAAAACGCUACAGGCGCUGCAGAUUCCCGCAGCAAAACUGGAAGGGGUGACCCCCAAAGUAGCACAACAUUACCAAGUUGUCCUGCUUCGCACGAAGAGGGAGAAAGCGCAGGAAACUCGGGAUGAAACAGCUGUUCUCUGGCUGGAUGAAAUCCAGGGUGGCAUUCAUCAGUCCAACAGGGACACGGAAGAAGCUCAAAAGUUUUCUUUAGGGAUUUUGGCCAUUAACAAAGCAGUGGACGAGGCGGACGUUGUGAAAACCCUCGGCUUCCUGCGCUCACCGGACGUCGGCCUGUAUGGGGUGACGCCCGAAUGUGCAGACACGUAUCAGCUGGAACUGACAGGCAUCAAGAAAGCCAAGCUGGCUGCGGGGGACAACGGCAGCGCGUGGGUGAAGCACUGGGUGAAGGGAGGCUACCAUUACUAUCAUAACCUGCAGACCAAGGAGGGGAGCUGGGAGGAGCCCCCAGGAUUUGUACAGAACAAUGCACAGCUAUCCCGGGAGGAGAUCCAGGCCACCAUCUCUGCCGUCACAGCCGCCUACAAUCGGGAGCAGCUCUGGCUGGCCAACGAGGGCCUGAUCACCCGGCUCCAGGCCCGUUGCCGUGGAUACCUUGUUCGCCAGGAGUUCAGCGCCAGGAUGCACUUUCUGAAGAAACAGGUUCCGGCUAUCACCUGCAUCCAGUCUCACUGGCGAGGCUACAGGCAGCAGAAGAAGUACCAGGAUCGGCUGAAGUACCUCCAGGCACACAAGGACGAGGCAGUGAAGAUUCAAGCAAUGACCAGGAUGUACCAGGCUCGAAAGCGGUACAGAGAUCGGCUGCAGUACUUCCGGGAUCAUAUCAAUGACAUUGUGAAAAUCCAGGCCUUCAUCCGUGCCAACAAAGCUCGUGAUGACUACAGAACCCUCAUCAAUGCCGAAGAGCCGCCCAUGGUGGUUGUUAGGAAGUUUGUCCACCUGCUGGAUCAGAGUGACCAAGACUUCCAAGAGGAGCUGGAUUUGAUGAAGCUGCGCGAGGAGGUUGUGACCUUGAUCCGCUCCAAUCAGCAACUGGAGAAUGAUCUCAAUCUCAUGGACAUCAAAAUUGGGUUGCUGGUAAAAAACAAAAUCACACUUCAGGAUGUUGUGUCUCACAGUAAGAAGCUGACUAAAAAGAAUAAAGAGCAGCUUUCAGACAUGAUGAUGCUAAACAAGCAAAGGGGGGGCCUGAAAGCUCUGAGCAAAGAGAAGAGGGAGAAGUUGGAGGCCUACCAGCAUCUCUUCUACUUGUUGCAGACAAACCCGACGUACUUGGCAAAACUGAUUUUCCAAAUGCCACAGAACAAAUCUACCAAGUUCAUGGACUCUGUGAUCUUCACACUGUACAACUAUGCGUCCAAUCAGAGAGAGGAGUACCUGUUGCUGCGCCUCUUCCAGACGGCUCUGCAGGAAGAGAUCAAAUCAAAAGUGGAUCAGCUCCACGAGAUUGUGACUGGAAACCCCACAGUGAUCAAAAUGGUGGUGAGCUUCAACCGUGGUGCUCGUGGGCAGAACGCUUUGAGGCAGAUUCUGGCCCCUGUGGUGAAGGAGAUCAUGGAAGACAAAUCCCUCAAUAUCAAAACGGAUCCUGUGGACAUAUACAAGUCAUGGGUCAACCAAAUGGAGUCACAGACAGGAGAGGCCAGUAAGCUGCCUUACGACGUUACGCCAGAGCAAGCCCUGGCCCACGAAGAGGUGAGGACACGCCUGGAUGCCUCCGUCAAGAACAUGCGGGCCGUGACUGACAAGUUCCUGCUGGCCAUCAUCGGCUCUCUGGAGAAAAUCCCGUACGGGAUGCGCUUCAUCGCCAAAGUCCUGAAAGAUUCGCUCCAUGAGAAAUUUCCUGACGCCAGCGAGGAUGAGCUGCUGAAGAUUGUCGGCAACCUUCUAUAUUAUCGCUACAUGAACCCGGCCAUUGUGGCUCCCGACGCCUUCGACAUCAUCGAUCUGUCAGCUGGAGGGCAACUGACCACGGACCAGCGGCGAAACCUUGGCUCCAUCGCAAAAAUGUUGCAACAUGCCGCAUCCAAUAAAAUGUUUCUGGGUGACAAUGCACAUCUUGGGAUUAUAAAUGAAUACCUUUCUCAGUCCUAUCAGAAAUUCAGGCGCUUUUUCCAAGCUGCAUGUGAGGUCCCAGAGCUUCAGGAUAAGUUCAAUGUGGAUGAGUACUCUGAUUUAGUGACUCUGACGAAGCCGGUGAUCUAUAUUUCCAUUGGAGAAAUCAUCAAUACGCACACACUGCUUCUGGAUCAUCAAGAUGCAAUUGCACCUGAACACAAUGACCCUCUUCAUGAACUUCUGGAUGACCUUGGCGAAGUUCCCACCAUUGAAUCUCUGAUAGGUGAAGGAACUGGCAGCAUGAAUGAUCCCAGUAAGGAGAUGCUGGCCAAGACAGAGGUUUCCCUCACACUGACGAAUAAGUUUGAUGUUCCCAUGGAUGAGAAUGCUGAAAUGGAUGCCAAAACCAUCCUGCUGAACACAAAGCGCUUGAUUGUGGAUGUCAUUCGCUUCCAGCCGGGAGAGGCGCUAGGUGAGAUUUUGGAGACCCCGGCCAGCACUGAGCAGGAAGCUGAGCACCAGAGAGCCAUGCAGAGGCGAGCGAUUCGGGACGCCAGAACUCCUGACAAAAUGAAGACCUCUAAAGCGCUCAAGGAGGACAGCAACCUGAGCCUCCAGGAGAAGAAGGAGAAGAUCAGGUCAGGGCUGAAGAAGCUCACAGAACUGGGCCUUGUCAACCCGAAGCACGGAUACCAGGAGUUGAUCAAUGAUGUGGCAAAGGACAUACGGAAUCAGCGCCGAUAUCGCCAAAGGAGAAAAGCAGAACUGGUGAAGCUGCAACAGACGUACAAUGCGCUCAACUCUAAGGCUACGUUUUACGAAGAGCAAGUGGAUUACUACAAGAGCUACAUAAAAACCUGCUUGGAUAACUUGGCCAGCAAGGGCAAGGUCUCCAAGAAGCCACGGGAAAUGAAAGGAAAGAAAAGUAAGAAGAUUUUCCUGAAAUACACAGCAGCCCGACUCCAUGAGAAGGGAGUCCUGCUUGAGAUUGAGGACCUGCAAGUUGGCCAAUUUAAAAAUGUGAUAUUUGAAAUUGGCCCAACCGAAGAAGUUGGUGACUUUGAAGUAAAAGCAAAGUUCAUGGGUGUCCAGAUGGAGACGUUCAUGCUGCAUUAUCAGGAUCUGUUACAACUACAGUAUGAAGGUGUGGCUGUCAUGAAGCUGUUUGAUCGAGCAAAAGUCAAUGUUAAUCUCCUAAUUUUUCUCCUGAACAAGAAGUUUUAUGGGAAGUAACUCCCCUUCACCCGGGAGUCUUUGUAAAGGGAUCAUGGUGUAGCUUUCUCAAAGCUUUUUCCACCUAGUGGAUUAACUGUUAAGCCUAGUCCUCCACCACAGCUCUCCGUGUCAAGUGGAGUCUUCAACUGUAUGCAUCCCAUUCUGUUGCUAUGCACAGCUCCUUUCUGUUGUUUCACAUGUACUUUUCUAGUAGUACCGUGAAUUAAAUCUUUAUUAGACUA
Pogona vitticeps (central bearded dragon) is the source of this 5257-nucleotide messenger RNA. It is a transcript of the gene IQGAP1, whose product is annotated as IQ motif containing GTPase activating protein 1. Gene Ontology annotation, cellular component: cell cortex; nucleus. The record is from RefSeq and is a predicted model, not a curated record. Gene Ontology annotation, molecular function: GTPase activator activity; actin filament binding; calmodulin binding. Gene Ontology annotation, biological process: mitotic actomyosin contractile ring assembly actin filament organization; regulation of GTPase activity; positive regulation of protein kinase activity. Lineage: Eukaryota; Metazoa; Chordata; Lepidosauria; Squamata; Agamidae.